Molecule: messenger RNA, 369 nt
Organism: Cylicostephanus goldi
Lineage: Eukaryota; Metazoa; Nematoda; Chromadorea; Rhabditida; Strongylidae
Source: the annotation of a GenBank genome assembly
AUGAAAUCUUCGCUCAUCUUCCUUUUCUCUGCUCUACUCAUUUCUGCCGCUGUGGCCGCUAAGCUGGGCAAACGCGAGGCAGAACAGGAACGUCAGAAACCCCAGGAAGUUGAGGCUACACCUGACUCUUGCGACUGCUCGCUCAAGUGCCCAUCGGAGUUACAACAGGGAAAACCUCUCGAUUUAAAAGAUCAGAAAUCCCAGGAAGUUGAGGCUACAGACUCUUGCGACUGCUCGCUCAAGUGCCCAUCGGAGUCACAGGAAAAACCUCUCGGUUUAGUACAGGGAAGCGCACCACUGCCAGCACAACAGCAAGUUCCUGAAGAAGCAGCGAAUGAAGAUGUGAAUCUUGGUUAUAUGCUCAACUGA